AUGUAUCAAGCAAGCAACGUCUAUUUCAUCUGCGGCUUCGCCGCCAUAGCCGGAUCUCUCUUUGGUUUUGACAUUUCGUCCAUGAGUGGUGUCCUCGGAACUCAGGCAUACACUCGAUAUUUCGACCACCCCCAGGCCCAAGGUUACACCCAAGGAGCCAUCACGGCCUCGAUGCCCGCCGGCAGUCUGGUUGGAUCACUCGCCAGCUCGUUCGUCGCCGACCGCUUCUCUCGCAAGAUCGCCCUCCAGGUCUCUUGCAUCCUGUGGAUCAUCGGCUCCACCAUCCAAUGCGCCUCUAUAGACCGCGGAAUGCUAUGUGCCGGACGUGUCGUUGGAGGCAUGUCCAUCGGUAUCGCAUCCAGCGUCGUGCCCAUCUACCAGAGUGAGAUUGCUCCCAGGGAGAUCCGCGGUCGUGUCGUCUCGCUGCAGCAGUGGGCCAUCACCUGGGGCAUCCUGAUCCAGUACUUCAUCCAGUAUGGUGCCUCGAAUGUCGGAGGUGGCCCCAACGAUCCCGACCAGCCGACAUCUGCCUUCCGAAUCCCGUGGGGCGUGCAGAUGGUCCCGGCAGUCAUUCUGUUCAUCGGCCUAUUCUUCUUCCCCUACAGCCCGCGUUGGCUCGCCUCGAAAGACCGCUGGGACGAGGCACUCGAGGUUCUGUCCCGUACACUCGGCAACGGUGAUCGCAACCACCCGAAGGUCCUCGCGCAGUACCAGGAGAUUGAGGAUGCCCUGCGGUUCGAGCGUGAAGAGACUAUCAGCAGUUUCAAGGCAUUGGUCGCCAAGGGCAUGUUCAAGCGUGUCUUCUUGGGCAUGAGUGUCCAGGCUUGGUCGCAGCUUUGCGGAAUGAACAUUAUGAUGUACUAUAUCGUCUAUAUUAUGCAGGGAGCUGGCAUAGGAUCUCCGCUCCUCACCGCGUCCAUCCAGUACAUUAUCAACGUGGUCAUGACCCUCCCAGCCAUCAUCUACCUCGACAAGUUCGGCCGCCGCCCAGCCCUGAUAAUCGGCUCCUUCCUGAUGAUGACGUGGCUGUUCAUCAGCGGCUCCCUGCAGCAGUACUACGGCCAGCCCAACACGGACGAGACCCGCACAGUCGAGAACGAGAACAUCACCUGGAUCAUCCUCAACAACCGGCCCGUCUCGAGCGCCGUCAUCUCGUGCUCGUACCUGUUCGUCGCCAGCUUCGCCACCACCUGGGGCCCCGUGUCCUGGACCUACCCGGCCGAGAUCUUCCCCAGCAAGAUCAGGGCAAAAGCUGUCAGCCUGACGACCGCGACAAACUGGUUCUUCAACAUGGUGCUCGCGUUUGCGGUCCCCCCGCUGCUGUGGAAUAUCUCCUACAACAUGUACUACAUCUUCGGCGCCUUCAACGCCGUCGCCUUCAUCCACAUGCUCCUGAUGGCGCCCGAGACAAAGGGCUUUACCCUCGAGGAGAUGGACGACGUCUUUAACUCGGGAAUCCCCGCCUGGAGGACCUCGGGUAAGCGCAGCCGUCUUGACCAGCUUGAGAAGGAGAUCCAGGAGGGCAAGCUCAAGGUCGGCGCGCCCCAUGUCCACGACGAUGACACCGUCGAGCAGACCGAGAAGGUCUAG
Molecule: messenger RNA, 1590 nt
Organism: Diaporthe citri
Lineage: Eukaryota; Fungi; Ascomycota; Sordariomycetes; Diaporthales; Diaporthaceae
Exons: 6
Coding region: 1-1590 (529 amino acids)
Biological process (GO): transmembrane transport; carbohydrate transport
Cellular component (GO): membrane
Molecular function (GO): carbohydrate:proton symporter activity
Source: RefSeq, a predicted model, not a curated record